Theobroma cacao (cacao) is the source of this 1844-nucleotide messenger RNA. Its product is annotated as RNA pseudouridine synthase 2, chloroplastic-like. Gene Ontology annotation, biological process: enzyme-directed rRNA pseudouridine synthesis. Lineage: Eukaryota; Viridiplantae; Streptophyta; Magnoliopsida; Malvales; Malvaceae. The record is from RefSeq and is a predicted model, not a curated record. Gene Ontology annotation, molecular function: RNA binding; pseudouridine synthase activity.
ACAAACAAUAUGUUUACUUUGCCCCAAGGUAAAAUAUCGUUUCUUUUCUACAAAGCUCUACUGCGAGGCGUGGGAGUUGGAGUUGGGCAUAAAGGGGGAAUGGUCUCCUUCUACUCUUGUUGCCCGUUUCCUUCAACAAAAGCCUUCCAAAUCUCCCCUUCUUUCGUCUUCCUCUCCCCUCGAUAUCCUAAAUUACUUCCCUUUACUCUUUCCGGAAUCCUUAGAGCCAGAGCCAGACCCAGUUCCGGUUGCGCCGCCAAGACUCAAGAACCGAUUAGAACCAGCUAUACCGGCGUUCAACUAGAAGAAACCGUCGAUGGGACCAAACAAGGCAAGCUUCGGCUGGAUUCUUGGAUCUCUUCUCGGAUUCAAGGCAUCAGCAGAGCUCGAGUGCAAUCCAGUAUAAAAUCAGGCCUCGUGACGGUCAAUGGCCGCGUUGUCGACAAAGUCUCGCAUGGCCUGAGACAUGGGGAUAAGGUUAAUUGCGUAAUAUCAGAGCUGCAACCAUUGAGAGCAGAACCUGAAGACAUACCGUUGGAUAUAGUUUACGAGGACGACCAUGUUCUUGUCGUUAACAAACCUCCACACAUGGUCGUUCAUCCAGCACCUGGCAAUGCUACUGGAACGCUAGUAAAUGGAAUUCUUCACCAUUGCAGUUUACCCACAGUGGCAUUGUCCGAAAAGGAAGUUCUUUCGGACACAGAGGAUGUUUCUGAUGAUGAUGAAGGUUUCUGUUAUGGCGCAAGUGCGGCAGCUUCUGUUCGGCCAGGGAUUGUACAUAGAUUGGAUAAAGGCACCAGUGGAUUGCUUGUUGUUGCAAAGGAUGAACACUCCCAUUCCCAUUUGUCGGAACAGUUUAAGCAACAUACGAUCCAGAGAGUGUACAUCAGUCUUACUUGUGGGGUGCCUUCACCUUCUGCCGGACGUGUGGACAUUUCAAUCGGUCGUGAUUCAAAUAACCGCGUCCGGAUGAUUGCUGUACCAGGACUAAAUCAUCAUGGACGGGCUCGUCAUGCUGCUAGUAGAUACAAAGUAAUUGAAGUGCUGGCUGGUGGUGGUUCCGCACUGAUUCAGUGGAGAUUGGAAACUGGGCGUACUCAUCAGAUCCGUGCGCAUGCAAAGUACAUGGGAAUUCCUUUAUUGGGCGAUGAGGUGUAUGGAGGGACAAAAAGCAUGGCCUUAUCAUUGCUUCGACCCAGGACUCCCCCUAACUAUAAUGACCAACUUUCACGGCUGGUUUCUAGAUUGGAGAGGCCAUACCUUCAUGCUUUGGUCCUUGGUUUUGAACAUCCACACUCAAGGGAGAUGAUGCACUUUUCAUGCCAACCCCCUCCAGACUUUGCUGAAAUAUUGAGUGAUCUUCGUAAAAUUGGCACAGAGAAGCCUACUUUUAAGGAGUAAUGAGAUGUAUUCUCACGGCCUCAUAAAAAAACUCUUGCAUGAACAUGGAUGUGGAAAAUCAGCCGAUAACUCUUGCUGAGGUUAUGAUCCUAGCAUGUCAUCGACCAUUCCUACAGUUAAAUCGGCGACUCAGGGCUUAAAGAUGCAUAUAUUGAUAAGGAGUUAAUAGGUGUGUCUGAUCACUGAUCAUGUCUCGAGCUAUCAAGUCAAUCUUGCCUCGUCACGGAUAGAAUAUAAGGUCUCUAUCCGAGUGAUGUCCCAUUCUUCCCCCUGAGCUGAGCUAAGGAAUCACCACUUGCGCUUGUUUAAUCUUGAAUGGCUUUAAAGUCAAAACUGUAAUUUAUCAAGUUCGUCUGGACUACUUACAUUGCAGUUUGAUUAUCCAAUUCGUUUUAUACGUUUCUGGACUACUUACAUUUCAGUGAGAGAAUCUGAUUUAGGAA